UAAUUGCGUCACACCACCAAGAGAUGGCGGCUGCUUGGAAGCAUGUUUUGAGACUAGGUUCUCGGCCCUCAGCUAGGCUCCAGUGGGCAAGGUGCUACACCGCUCCAGGGGGCCAGGGUGGCUGGGGUGGCCACAAAUCACAGGCCCAGAUCGUGGAGGAGGACAGGCAGGCGGCCCUCAAGGAGCUAGAGCCACUGAAACUACCGAGGAAGAUUGCCGAGUACACGGGGAACGUGAUGUACCCCAACGAAGAGUCUGCAGUCUGGGACGUCGACAGUAUGUGCUAAUGUAGUUGGAGAUAGUUAGAGUUGUUUUGUGAGCCACUAUGAUGAAUCGGUUCUUAUACACUUCCUUGUCACACAGCACUACCCCCAGAACAACCGCAGGACAAGAAACACAACAAAUAGUCACUGCAAAAACCAAACAUUAAACUUGCUGAAUAACACCACACACCAACAGACUCUAUCUUUGUAUCACUAAAAUAAAACUACUUUGUCGUUAAUUUUGUGUACAAAGAGUUAUUAUCGCCCAUGAUUGGUGUUGUGUUCCCCCAGGACCAGUGCCUGGGAAGCAGCUGACAAAUAUGACAGUCAACUUUGGACCACAGCACCCAGCUGCUCACGGAGUACUCCGACUGGUGAUGGAGCUUAGUGGAGAGACGGUGGAGCGAUGCGAUCCUCAUAUUGGACUACUGCACAGAGGAACAGAGAAACUCAUUGAGUACAAGACUUACAUGCAGGGACUCCCGUAUUUCGACCGACUGGACUACAUGUCAAUGAUGUGCAAUGAGCAGGCCUACUCACUGGCCAUUGAGAAACUGAUGGGCAUUGACAUUCCACCGAGGGCAAAGUUCAUCCGCACCAUGUUCGGGGAGAUUACUCGUCUUCUGAACCACUGCCUGGCUGUGGGGGCCCAUAUCCUGGACCUGGGGGCCACCACUCCCUUCGUCUGGGUCACUGAGGAGAGAGAAAAGAUGUUUGAGUUCUAUGAGAGGGUGUCAGGAGCCAGGAUGCACGCGGCCUACGUGAGACCGGGAGGAGUGGCCCAGGACCUCCCUCUGGGGCUCAUGGAUGACAUUUACAGCUUCUGUGUAAACUUCACUGCCAGGGUUGAUGAGUUGAUGGAGGGAGGUGAGCGUUGCCCUGCUCAGAGUGCGGGGUGAGUGCGCGUGGUAUAUG
This is a messenger RNA of Geodia barretti, 1178 nucleotides long. NCBI's taxonomy places the organism in Eukaryota, Metazoa, Porifera, Demospongiae, Tetractinellida, Geodiidae. The record is from the annotation of a GenBank genome assembly.